CGAUUUGAGCCGUUCUCUAAGCAAACAGCUAUCGUACCAACCCGGAGUGACCGACUUUAUUGUCUGUCAUCUCUUUCAAAGAUGAAGUUUCAGUACAAAGAGGAGCAUCCCUUUGAGAAAAGGCGGUCCGAGGGCGAGAAAAUAAGGAAGAAGUACCCGGACAGGGUUCCUGUAAUUGUGGAGAAAGCUCCUAAAGCCAGAAUAGGAGAUCUGGACAAGAAGAAAUACCUUGUCCCAUCCGAUUUGACAGUGGGCCAGUUUUACUUCCUCAUCCGGAAAAGAAUCCACUUGCGGGCCGAGGAUGCUCUCUUCUUCUUUGUAAACAACGUCAUUCCACCCACCUCAGCUACCAUGGGACUGUUGAGCACCAUGAAGAGGACUUUUUCCUCUACAUUGCUUACAGUGAUGAGAGCGUGUAUGGGAACAGCCAAAGGGAAAUACUACAGUUGGAACUCUCUGGCCCCCCCACUGCCUGUCACCAUGCCCGCCCUGUUGGAGAGACCCAAGCUGUCCAACGCAAUGGCCAGAGCUCUGCACAAGCACAUCAUGAGGGAGAGGGAGCGCAAGAGACAAGAGGAAGAGGAAGUGGACAAAAUGAUGGAGCAAAAAUUGAAAGAAGAGGAGGAGAGGAAGAGGACAAAAGAAAUAGAGGAGAGGAUGUCAUUAGAGGAAACCAAAGAACAGGUCAUGAAGAUGGGGGAAAAACUGCAGGGGCUCCAAGAAGAGAAACACCAGCUUUUUCUGCAGCUCAAAAAAGUCCUUCACGAGGAGGAAAAGCGGCGGAGAAAGGAGCAGAGUGAUAUCACAACACUGACAUCAGCCAGUUAUCAGACCAGUCUGCCCAUGCAUGCCGGACAGCACCUCCUCAGUAUUCAAGGCAGUCCAGUCAGCCACAGUCGACCUGGCGCUCUGCUUGGAGAGCGGAGCAAACAGCUUUUCCCAACCGCUGUGAUCCCUGCCCGUCAUUAUCAGACGGCCGGAUUCAGCUCCGGCUCCGCAGAGCACGGGCAGUUCAGCGGAGGCCAGGGGGUCCACGAGCCCUACGGGGUGGCUCAGGCCCAGCAUCCCUCCAGCUACCCGGCGGGGCCUUCCGUACCCGUCAGUUUUGCCAGCAGCUCUCAGAUCAGAGGUGCGUCCGCAUUUCAGGCGAUGCAAUACCUCCCCCACCAGCAGGCCGGUUACCCCGUCCAUGGUCACUUCACGUCCCAGCCAGGCUACAUCCCCGGAGCAUCAAUCCCGCUGCAGAAGCAGCUGGAACACGCCAACCAGCAGUCCGGCUUCACUGACGCAGGCGGUUUGAGGCCCAUGCAUCCCUCUGCCAUGCAUCCUUCUGCUCCAGGCCUGCUGCCCACACCCAUGGUCCAGAUCCCUACUGCCAAGGCCCCUUUCCAGAGCUCCCCGCAGGGCGCCCCUCGUCAUAGCUUCCUCCCCCACAGCCAGAGUGGCCAGAGGUUCUACCACCAUGGCAAGUAGCUCACAGCCACGUUCCAGCUGGGCCUCGCUACAGACGUGUAACGUACUGAGAUUUCGGGAGAAACAAAGAUUGUCCUCGAUUAUGCCAUGUUCGUUGAUCGUUGUGCCCCUGUACAGGACAUUUUUAAUUGAACUUUGUGUUAACUUUGUCAUCAAAGUUGUGCUUCUUGUGAGCAUUAAACUCAAUGUUUUCCACAACUACACGAAUUUUACUUUUUUUUUUCUGUAAAAAAACCCCAACUUGUUUAACGUCGGCCUGCAUGGACUGCGGCCAGCUCCUUCAUUCUGCAGUGACUCAUUUCAAAAUCCAGAAUAGGGGAACCCUCUCUGAGCGUGUACCGUACAUGGAUUCAAUCUGUACGUUUCCAGUCGCACACAAACGGGUUUAAGAACUUUCUUAAGCAGGAGUAAUUUAACAUGCUGCUGACGUCUGGUUAAUCAUGUGAGCUCAUUAGGUUUAGUUACCAAAAAUCCAUAUUUACCAACGCCUUUGCAGGACAAAAUACAUUUUUAAAAAGCUAUUCUAAUUUGAAGCAUUUGCUAAAAUGUUGCUUAAUAAAAUAAAUAAAAAA
Menidia menidia (Atlantic silverside) is the source of this 2045-nucleotide messenger RNA. The record is from the annotation of a GenBank genome assembly. NCBI's taxonomy places the organism in Eukaryota, Metazoa, Chordata, Actinopteri, Atheriniformes, Atherinopsidae.